Penaeus vannamei (Pacific white shrimp) is the source of this 822-nucleotide messenger RNA. The record is from RefSeq and is a predicted model, not a curated record. NCBI's taxonomy places the organism in Eukaryota, Metazoa, Arthropoda, Malacostraca, Decapoda, Penaeidae.
AUGAAUGUGUCAUCUACACUACAAAAUUCCUUUGGUGUUUUUAAAUUAAUAAUUCCUGAAUCAUUUGCAGGUGAUGUUAUGAACAAGUUCCAGUAUCUCCGGGGUCAGUAUCAGAAAAUACUGCGUAAAAUAAAAAACACUCCGAGUGGCUCUGGGGCUCAAACUCCGCAGAAGUGGGAGUUUUUCAGCUCAUGUUCCUUUCUGCAGUCAGUGUAUGAUAACUGCCCUACUGAGUCGAGUUUCAUACACCCAGAUGACUUGAAUACACAAAGUCAGGAAGUGUUGGUAUACGAGGGAGGAAUCGAGGAUCUUGCCGAUGAUUGUGAAAUAACAAUUUCACCAAUCACGACUUCAUCCGAAUCAACUCCUUCCUCUCUGCCCUCUGGAUCAACUCCUUCCCCUGAGCCUGAUAUAACUGGAGACAUCAUGAUAACACCUAUUCCUUCUACCAGUUAUGCAGGAAACCCUCCAGUGAAAAAAAGGGAGAAAGAGGAACAUGAGCAGUGAUCCUCUUGAUGAAAUGAUGGCAAAGGCUAUUGAUAAAAUGGAAAAUACAUGGGCUGAACAGUCAAGGCUGCCUGUCCGCUUUGACAUGGCUACUGAGGCUGUGAUGUCACUGAUGAAUCACCUUGCCUCUGAUGAGGACUUGAAGUUGGAGUUCUCUGUGGAAGUUAUUGAACUUGUGGCAAGAACUCUAAAAAAGUCAAAAGAAAAGCGCAGGAACACUAAUAAUCAAAAUCUGUCAUAGAUGGUAGUCAUGUAAGAGUUGAACAAUUUGUAUAGCUGUCAUUUAGUAAUGGUUUGUAUGUAGUCAUGAAUUUA